Molecule: messenger RNA, 1069 nt
Organism: Yamadazyma tenuis ATCC 10573
Lineage: Eukaryota; Fungi; Ascomycota; Pichiomycetes; Serinales; Debaryomycetaceae
Source: RefSeq, a predicted model, not a curated record
GGAGUUGAGUGACACCACAGCAGGCAUAUCAAUGCACAUAAAUUGGCUACUCAGACCCUUAUUGCUCGUCACUUCCGGCAACAGCAUAGCUGACGAACUUAACUUGGCUUCAGGGCCCUCUGCCUCCGUAUAUAUCGAAAAGGCGUUUGCACCCGCUCAAAAUCCAAAUACGCAAAUGGGCAUCUAUGACCGCCGCAGACCGGUUGUAAUCUGGCAUGGACUUGGCGACAACUACAACUCGUCCGGGAUUCGGCACAUGGAAGAACUCAUUGGACAGUUUCACCCGGAGGUGGAGGUUUACCGCAUCAGACUUGACAAUGAUCUGUCUAAAGAUGAACAGAGCUCGCUAGUAGGGGAUAUGAACAAGAAUAUUCAAAGUGUUUGCGAGCAGAUCGGCAACAUGCUGGAGUUGGUGGAUGGGUUUGAUGGCCUUGGAAACUCACAAGGAGGCCUUUUUCUUCGGGCUCUUCACGAGCGGUGUGAUGCGGUUAAUAUCCACAAUCUCGUGACGUUUGGGUCUCCACACAUGGGGGUGAUGGACCUACCACUAUGCUCAGAUCCCCAUGACUGGGUGUGUCGCCAGCGGAACAACCUCCUUAAGAAACAGGUGUGGUUUUCUUCAGUGCAACACUCGGUGAUACCCGCCCAGUACUUCAGAGAUCCCUACGACCUUGAAAAAUAUAUGAAGUACUCGAGUUUCCUCGCAGAUAUCAACAAUGAACUGCUUGAAACCUAUCACUCCAAGUACACACAGAAGAUGCGGCAGUUGAAUAAGUUUGUAUUGGUCCAGUUCCUCGAUGACACCACGGUUGUCCCGAAGACGUCUGCCCAGUUUGGAGAUAUCGACAGGGAUACUGGAGCGGUGAUUCCUUUAAGGUUCACAGACAUGUACAAGUACGAUGUGCUUGGGUUGAAGACUCUCGACAAAAAGGGGGCCUUGGAGCUUUUGGAUCUCGAAGGCCCACACAUGCAACUUACCGACCCGUUCUUGGUGAACAUCAUUAAUGACUACUUGGGCAGUAAAUUUUAGUAUAUCUUAUAUAUGGCCUUUAUGAAGUAUUUUUGCAGC